AUGGAACAACUUAAGUGCGCUGCUCUCAAUCCCUUACACAACGCCUGCAGCGUACGCGUGAAGGAGGGGUGUAAAUGGUGCCCGAGGCACGAUGAGGAAAGAAGAAAGUUAUAUGCAGGAUAUAAGGCCUGCCACGCAGCGUUUGACGCGUUUCCAGCAGACAAGAUCUGCCACAGCAUGAAAGCGAUCAGGACGUGCACAUCGUAUGAUAUGGUCAAGGGAUGGAGCCAGGGGUUACGCAGCAAGUAUAAGUUACUCAGCAGGUGUAUCCAUGCCCGCGCCUAUUUUACGGAGAGAUUCUUUGGGAACGACAUGGACUUCGGCCACAAGACUUUCUGGCAUUUUCUGAACAAACAACGCGACGAACUCGAACGUCUGCUGGAAAUGGUCGAGCAACGCGCUUAUGAGCUGCUUCUUGCCUCCCAGAACGCCAUGUGGGUCUUGGAACAACACCAUCUGCCAGAUGGCGAAGGAGAAGAUUGUGCCGGUCGUGAUGAAGAGCCUCUCGCUAAACCACAAAUCACAACUCUGUCAAGACUGGACGAUACAGAAGAUGUUGAAGACCCAGUGGAUGUUGCCCUUCGGGAGAAACGGCAGGAAUUGUGGGAGAAGAUCUGGACACGCCUCGCCCGUUACUGCGCUUCGUACCAAUCCCGAUUCUACAAGGAGAGAGUGGCAGUGAUCUGGGCUUGCGUGUGCCGGGCCAUAUACACCGACCCGACGCUGAUGCUGGUUGCGCAAAACUACCGCUAUGUCGCAUCUAUGCUUUCAGACGCGAAGAUGGACCUGCCAAUGGUGGAGAAACUCUGGAAAGCCAUCAAAGGUCUUUACGUAUUCGACGUGCGUGCUGCAGUCGACGAUGUCUUGCAUCCCAUGCGAGAGACGGGAGAAUAUGUCGUUGUUUUUGGCACCCGUGUACACAAAGAAUUGAGCGGUGCGAGCCUUUCUUUCCAUGGCUGGGGUCAUAUGACUGCUGUCUUCCCAUGCUAUUCUUGCGUCCGAAGAGUGUGCAAAACGGUUGACGACAUCGUGACUCUAACGAGAUAUGCAAUCCUCAGUGGCCAGGGUCUAGCCCAGUCGCAGAUACGAUACGAAUUCAACUUCGAUGGUUGCCGAGUGCUCAGUCUAUGUGGAUUUAUUCCGAACGUCGUCGAAAACGUUGUGCCAAGAUACCAGAUUGAGAAGUGUAAUUGCUUCUUUAAAGGAAACAGGCCGCACUGGACAGAAACGAAGUCGAACAACGCCAUAUGCGUUGGCCUAUCUUUGAACGAUCCCAAGACUCAACUCUUCGUGAAUGCGUGCCUGCGAGAGCCAGACUUCAUGGUUCUUUGCCGCAAAGGGCCGACGGGGCGACUUAUCCGCUCGAAACCGCUGUGGGGCACGGAGGUUCGCAAGGCUGAUACUCGGGCUGGGCUGAAGAAGGCGGUUUGGGAUCAACGAGAAGCAAUUCACUUCCAAGACAGCGUCCUCGACGAAGCACGGCCAUUGGCAGCGCCCGACAAAUAUCUCGACGACUGUUUUCAAGUUGCCAUCGUCGAUGGUGGAGAAGGGGGCAUGGAGGUCACGAUUAACAAGCUAGUCAAAGUUUGGUAUCAUAUCUACGAGGUGGAAGAUCUUGGUGGGCUUUUGUUGAAGAUCGGAAACCCCUAUCUUGCUAGCGACGAACUGGAGGUUGAUGAGAAGAGAAACCGGAAGGGAUCACCGCUUAUACCCAACCUCGAACUCAAUGUUUUGGCGUCGUAUCAGCGGUUAUGGGGGCACGGACCGCGAGAAGGACGCCUGGUCGAUGACGAGAUAGAUAUUGAAAUAGUUGUCCCACCUAGAUGUCAACUUCGACCGUUAGGUCCUGGUAAAGAUGAUACGGACCAGGUCGAAGCAGCCAUUGCUCAAUGCGGCCAUUUCGGAACGACUUCAUUUGCUCCGGGCUCGUACAACAUCACUCGGAAGAUGAUGUGGGACUUGAAAUCAUCUAAAGUGGAUCUCAGAGGGUUCUUAACCUACCCACCAUGGAUUGACUACUGGAAAAAUGCCACUAACACGUAUCGUGUGGUGUUCAUCCAGAGUCAAGCAUCCUGGUUCGUUGUGACCGGGACGGACUUCGAGAUCGAUGCACAUAACGUUGGCGGCAUUCAAGGAAACGGUCAGACCUGGUGGUCGUAUUUGAUGACUCACACCCGUACCGAUGGUGAUGGCCGGCCUAUUUCGCUCACUGUGUGGAAUGCGACCCGCGGAAUUAUACGCAACUUCCGCAUUGAAUCGCCUCCAUUCUGGUCGAAUGCAGUGGCAGAAUCCAAGGACAUUACCUACGACGGCAUGUUCGUUAAUGCGACCAAUACCGACCCUCUCUACGCCGGAAGGAAUGCCGUUUUCAACACCGACGGCAUUGAUACGUACAGGAGCGAUCGAAUUACUAUGGUCAACUGGGAUGUCACUUGUGGGGACGAUUGUUUAGCUUUCAAAGGAAAUUCUACAAACCUGGUCGCAAGAAAUAUUAUCUGCCGCGGAGGGAAUGGAAUCACUUUUGGAUCUCUAGGACAAUAUGCUAACAUGAGUGACCAUGUGUACAACGUCGAGAUCGAGAAUCUUCGAACUAUCCGUCUCGACCCGAAGAUUCAGCCGAACAUGGCGAGUGGGGUCUACUUCAAAACUUGGUCUGCAACAGUCAAUGGGUCUCCCCCCAACAUGGGUGGUGGAGGUGGUGGAUAUGUGAACAACGUUACUGCGAAGAAUGUCUUUGUCGAUCGUGCGGCAACUCCGCUCCAUCUCUUCCAAACAAAUCUCGCUCAACCCGAGGACGCCCCAUCGAAGUUGAAGUUUAGCAAUCUGCGCUUCAUUAAUUGGCUGGGCUCCGGAAACAAUAACAGAAUCAUCGACCUCGAGUGCAGCCCGGCUGCUGGUUGUACUAACAUCAGCUUCAAAAACUUCAAGGAAUCACUGGACUAUCUGGUAAGGACGUCAGACAUCUUUGACAAUCUUAAAUCGGAUGCACUGACCAAGGCUUACAGCUCCAUGUAA
Molecule: messenger RNA, 3015 nt
Organism: Cyclocybe aegerita
Lineage: Eukaryota; Fungi; Basidiomycota; Agaricomycetes; Agaricales; Hemipholiotaceae
Source: the annotation of a GenBank genome assembly